AUGGAGGCGGGCUCUGAGGGGGAUGCGAAUAAGGGCAUGGAUCAGGCGGAGGGGUCGAAGAGACCCAAGCGUCAGAUGAAGACGCCAUUUCAGUUGGAGAUGCUCGAGAAAACAUAUGCAAUGGAGAUGUACCCAUCUGAGGCGAUCCGUGCAGAACUUUCUGAGAAAUUAGGUUUAACCGAUAGACAAUUGCAGAUGUGGUUCUGUCACAGGCGGUUGAAGGAUAAGAAGGAGGCCUCGGGUGUCCCAGCCAUAAAGCCACGCCCGAUUGCGUCCACUGGGAGGAAGGGAUUGGCCGAGUCCUCAAGGGAGGAGUUGAUGGCGGCCGAGCCUGUCAAUGGACAUGACUUAGGUUCUGGAUCAGCAUCUGGGUCAGGGUCAGGUUCGAGUGGGUUCAAUAAUGGAGAUGAUACUCCAGUUGUGCCAUCAAGGUAUUAUGAGUCACCUCAGUUGAUCAUGGAAAGGAGAGUGAUAGCUUGUGUGGAGGCCCAAUUGGGAGAGCCUUUAAGGGAAGAUGGGCCUGUUCUUGGUGUUGAGUUUGAUGAGCUGCCACCUGGUGCAUUUGGUGCACCUAUAGUGCCUAGAGAACAGCAAGACGGGUACAGGCAUUCUUAUGAUACCAAUUUGUAUGGGCAAUACAGUGUGAAGCAUAUCAAAGCUUCAUCGACUAACACUCAUGAAGGGGUGGACUCUAAAAUUAGGACCGAUGUGUAUGAGCAUGCGGCCUCGUCAUAUUUACACGACUCACCUAACGGUCCCACGACAAAAGGUUUGUCAAAUAUGCAUUUAAAUGGGAAUCUGCCCAGGGAACAUGUUGGGGACCAGGUAUCAAGCAUGGGUAUGUAUUCUCAGCAACCAAGCAGGCAAAUACAGUUCCCAUCAUCUCCAAAAAAUAUGGAUUUUGUUAUACCCAAUGAUAACAGUCUGCACGUGGAGAGAAAACGCAAGAGUGAUGAAGCUCGACUUGGAAGAGAAGUUCAGGCCAAUGAGAAGAAAAUACGGAAAGAGCUCGAGAAGCAAGACCUUUUAAGGCGAAAGAGGGAGGAGCAAAUGAGGAAAGAAAUGGAGAGACAAGAUCGUGAAAGAAGGAAAGAAGAAUUACGAAUUAUGCGAGAGCAACAGAAGCAGGAGGAGAAAUUUCAGCGGGAGGAGAGGCGUGAAAUGGAACGGAGGGAGAAAUUUAUGCAGAAGGAACUUUUGCGGGCAGAGAGGAGGAAACAAAAAGAAGAGCGCCGGAGAGAGAAGGAAGCAGCUAGACAGAGAGCUGCCAUGGAGAGAGCAACAGCACGGAGAAUUGCUAAAGAGUCAAUGGAUUUAAUAGAAGAUGAGCGCCUGGAGCUAAUGGAAUUGGCUGCUUCAAGCAAAGGAUUUCCUUCAAUUUUGGCUCUUGAUUACGACACUUUACAAAACCUUGAGUUGUUCCGAGACGCCUUGUGUGAAUUCCCACCGAAGUCUGUACAACUGAAAAUGCCUUUUGGCAUCCAACCUUGGAUGGGUUCAGAGGAAAAUGUUGGCAACCUCAUGAUGGUCUGGAAAUUUUGCAUCACAUUUGCAGAUAUUCUUGGGCUUUGGCCUUUUACCCUUGAUGAAUUCCUACAAGCUUUGCAUGACUAUGAUUCAAGACUGCUUGGCGAGGUACAUAUUGCAAUUCUUAAACUAAUUGUAAAAGAUAUUGAAGAUGUUGUGAGAGCUCCUUCAGGUGGACCAGGCACAAACCAAUAUAGUGCUGUUAAUCCUGAAGGCGGGCAUCCUCAUGUUGUUCAAGGGGCAUAUGCGUGGGGUUUCGACAUACGAAACUGGCAGAAGCACCUUAAUCCAUUGACAUGGCCAGAAGUGUUGAGGCAAUUCGCAUUAUCUGCUGGUUUUGGGCCACAGUUGAAGAAAAAGGGCAUUGUUCGGGGCCCCUCAAACGACAAUGAUGAGAAUAAAGGUUGUGAAGAGAUUGUGUCCACCUUGAGAAAUGGUUCAGCUGUUGAGAAUGCCGUUGCAAUCAUGCAAGAGAAAGGAUUAUCCCUUCAGCGCAAAUCCAGGCACCGGUUGACUCCUGGAACUGUUAAAUUUGCUGCUUAUCAUGUUCUUGCUCUUGAGGGAAGCAAAGGGCUAAAUGUUAUUGAACUUGCUGAUAAGAUUCAAAAAUCCGGGCUCCGAGACCUGACAACAAGCAAGACUCCAGAAGCUUCUAUAUCUGUUGCCUUGUCGAGGGAUCCAGUACUGUUUGAAAGAAUUGCUCCUUCUACAUACUGUGUACGUCCAGCUUUCAGAAAGGAUCCUGCUGAUGCUGAAUCAAUAAUUGCUUCAGCUAAAGAAAAAAUACAGAGAUAUGCAAAUGGUUUUCUGGCUGGUCAAAAUGUUGACGAGGAAGAAAGGGAAGAUGACUCUGAUAGCGAUGUUGGCGAGGGUACAGAAGUAGAUGCCUUAGCUACCCCUUUGGUUGAUACAAACAAAACUGGUGAAUGUAUCGAAAUCGAGUCAUGCUCUGGUAGUGGUAAAGACAAGCUGCUUUCUGACCCUGCUGCUCCCCCACCAAAUGAAAUUGGUAGUAUUGAUAUUGUAGAGGGACAUCCUGAACAAGGUGUUGAGAUUGAUGAAAGCAAGUUGGGUGAGCCUUGGGUCCAGGGACUCACAGAAGGAGAAUAUUCAGAUCUAUCGGUCGAGGAGCGUCUCAAUGCCCUUGUGGCCUUGAUUGGCAUUGCAAAUGAAGGGAACUCGAUUCGUGUAAUUCUUGAGGAGCGAAUGGAUGCUGCAAAUGCUCUUAAAAAGCAGAUGUGGGCUGCAGCUCAGCUGGACAAAAGGCGAUUGAGGGAGGAAAUCAUUACCAAGCUUUAUGAUUCUUCUUUCAAUGCUGCUGGAGAGAGUGGCUUGAGUCCAUUAGUUGCUGUGGAGAAUAAAAUGUACGACCUUUCAGCAACAAAUAUUGGGAAAACUGAAAUGGCAGAGGAUACUCAAAAUUCCAUUGAUAAUCUGGCUCCGGAUGCAUCCAUGGGUCAGUUCAUUUCUCCAGCUCAGAACGGACAUUCGACAGAAAGGUCUCGCCUGCAGCUGAAGUCUUAUAUAGGCCAUAGAUCAGAGGAACUUCAUGUCUACAGGUCCCUGCCUCUGGGUCAAGACAGAAGGAGAAAUCGUUAUUGGCAGUUUAUUGCUACAGCUUCUUGCUUUGAUCCUGGUUCCGGUAGAAUUUUCGUUGAGUCGCCCAAUGGCAGUUGGAGACUUAUUGAUACUGAAGAGGCGUUUGAUGCUCUUCUGACAUCUUUGGACACCCGUGGGACCAGAGAAUGCCAUUUGCAAAUAAUGCUGCAAAAGAUUGAAGCCUGCUUCAAGCAGCGUCUACAAAGGAAUCGGUUAUUCCCCAACAUCUCGGACGACAACAGGGACAAGGCAGGACAAGAAGCCGAGAGCCCCAGUAGUGCAGUUUUUAAUAUAAGCUCUGAUGGGCCAGAACCAUUAUCUUCCUUCAGAAUCGAGACAGGAAAGAAUGAGACCGAGAGAAAGGUCUUUCUGAAGAGAUACAAAGACUUACAGGCUUGGAUAUGGAAAGAGUGCUUUAGCCCGUUGGUUGUAAGUGCCAUGGCAUAUGGGAAUAACAGGUGCUUGCCUGUGUUGGGAGUAUGUGAGAUUUGCCUUGAUACGUACGAUUCUGUGGACAUUUGCCAUUCUUGCCAUGAAAUUCAAAGCAAGGCUGUGGAAAGCGGAAGUUUUUCGAAGCAGUUCAAUGGAGAAACUAAUAUUGUUGAUGGGAUGGGCUUAACUAUGUCAGACUGGUCUCCAUUGGGAAUCAGGUUGAUCAAGGCCAUUCUAUCUUCGUUUGAGGCUGCUCUUCCUGCUGAGGCUCUUCAUUCUUCCUGGACUGAAGACUGUAGGAAAGCGUGGGGCUUCGCGCUGCAGAAAUCGUCGUCCAUCGAGGAUCUCCUACAGAUCCUUACUCAGCUCGAGGCUGCUGUUAAACGUGAUUAUCUGUCUGAAGAUUUUGAGACCACAGAAGAAUUGCUAUGCUUAGAUUCAUCGAGAGUUGCUUCUGGUGAAUUUAGUUACCCUGGUGGACGUGUUCCUCAACUCCCUUGGAUCCCAAAGACUUUAGCUGCCGUGGGUCUGAGGCUUUUGGAGCUUGACGGGUCAAUCUUCUAUACUGCGAACCAGAAGGCCGAGUCCCUCGAUCGAAAGAAAUUGGAAGGCCUUCCAAUAUACGGCCACCCGAAGGAUGGCCUAAAGGCUGAAGCUUUGGGCCCCGACAGGCUCGGAUUCAUAAAAGAAGAAAACUUGGAAAACCUUCGAGACAUCACCCCCACCAGCCGCGGACGAGGUGGUUGGCCUCGUGGUAAGUCUCAGAAGAAGGGCACAGGCCCAUUACCACGGACCGCCAAGCAGAGCAGCAGCAUGAAACAAAACGAGACGCUGGCCCAGAUCCUCAUGCAGCAAGGGAUGAGGGAACCGGGGCAGAAGAACGUGCGUGGCCGGAGGACCGUCCGGAGGAGACCGGAGAAGAAGGCCGAAAACGAGACCUUGCAGGAUUAUUUGGACGAGAAGAGCUCUUUUCCGAGGAAUUCGGGUCGGGAGAGGGCUAGUGAUUUUAGAGGUAGGAAUAGUAGUAGUAAUGUUAUGGUCGAGAAUAAUGAGAGCAGUAGUAGUAGCAGCGGUAUGGAGGAAGAAGCUGGCAGGGAUUCAGAUUAUGAUGAUGUGAACGAGAAUUUGAGCGGAUACGAGAAGUGGGGCAUGUCGGGGUAUGGUGGAGUUGAGGUUGGUGGUUUGAACAGAGAUGAUGAGAUGAUGAGUGAGGAGGAGGAUGAAGAAGAAGAUGAUGUGAAUGGUUAUGAUGAAGAAGAUGAUGGUGGGAAUAUGGAGGAGGGAGAAGGAUAUAUGGGAUUUAUCAACUAUGAUGAAGAAGAAGAUGAGGAUGAUGAAGGGCAGGGAAAUCGGGUCGAGCGUUCGGAUUCAGAGGAGUCGGAGGAUUACAGUGACUGA
This is a messenger RNA of Striga hermonthica, 4956 nucleotides long. The record is from the annotation of a GenBank genome assembly. Lineage: Eukaryota; Viridiplantae; Streptophyta; Magnoliopsida; Lamiales; Orobanchaceae.